GGCCACACCGGACUGAGGAGCCAGGGGAGCGAUCAGGAGAUGGUCGCAUCAGGCCUGGAUUAAAAGGAGAGCGUGGAGAUCCUGGUCCCCGAGGCCCACCUGGCCCACCCGGGCACCCAGGCCCCACCCCUUUACCUGGGCAAGCACAGCCUGGCCCAAGAGGAACAAAAGGACCACCAGGAGCCCCUGGAUCCCAAGGACUGCCAGGGAAAGAUGGACAGCAGGGAAGCAAGGGUGAAAAAGGAGACCCAGGUGAGAGGGGAGCUCAGGGAUUUCCAGGUUUGAAGGGAGAAACUGGAAUCAAAGGAGAGAAGGGAGACUCUGGAGUUGGUAUACCAGGCCCUCCUGGCCUCCCUGGGCCUCCUGGACCCCCCAGAUCACGAAGUGUACCCUAUGGAGCAGAUGCACUGGGUUCUGGCUUUGAGGACCUGGACAGUGACACUGAACUCAUCAGGGGUCAGCCUGGUCCACCGGGGCCUCCUGGACCUCCCGGCCCCCCUGGGCCCUCUGGCCGCCUGUCAUCGUCUGACACAGCUGAAGGCCUGUCUUCAGGGCAUGCUGGAUCACCUGGUACCCCUGGCAGAGACGGGAUCCCAGGCAAUCCUGGAAUACCG
Messenger RNA from Plectropomus leopardus (leopard coralgrouper), 614 nucleotides. The record is from RefSeq and is a predicted model, not a curated record. NCBI's taxonomy places the organism in Eukaryota, Metazoa, Chordata, Actinopteri, Perciformes, Serranidae.